UAUCCUGCUGAGCUCCGCCCACAAAUAUUCCGAUCACAUGAUUGUGACAUCAUCACAGGUCCUUCACCUCCCGCAUCAAGCAGAUUCGGAUCAGGUCCUGUUCGCAGUCUCUGCUCCUCAGUGAUUCUCUAGUUGUCUGGUUCCUAUAAGGUGUCAGGAUGUGGCGGUCUAUUUCUCCAUGGAGGAGUGGGAGUAUGUAGAAGGACACAAGGAUCUGUACCAGGACAUAGUCAUGAUGGAGGAUCACCGGCCCCUCACAUCACAAGCUGGAGUCAUUGAUAGAAAUCCACCCGAGAGGUGUCCCCGUCCUCUGUAUUCCCAGGACUAUCCAGAGGGAAAUGUCUCAGAGAAGCAUCAGGGGGGAGAUCUGACUAAUAAUAAAGUGGAGGAUGAAGAAGAGAGGAUGAGGGGCCAUCACCCGUGUAUGAGAGAAGUGAAGGAGGAAAUUUCAGGAGGUGUUACCCCAGAUUCUGCUAAGGAUUCUGAAGAAAUCAUGUCCUCCCCGAAUGAUAAAGUAGAAGAUAAUGAAACUGUGCAGAGCUCCUCAGGAGACGACCUCUAUACCCCUGAUCUCCAUCCAAGACGUCACAGGAGAAAACGGUCAUCUAGUAAUCCCCCUCAUUAUAGGGAACCUUCUCCUGACCCACCACAGGCUGUAACCACAAAUACAGACCAGAAAGAGGCGGGAACAUUCGAUAUGAUGAGUGUGAAAAAGCGUUUUUUAAGAAGAUCGGAUCUUUUUACCCCCACACAAAUCCAACCAGAAAAGAAGAAAUACGCCUUUAUAUGUUCAGAAUGUGGAGAAUGUUUUUCAUAUAAUUCGGAGCUGAUUAAACACGAGAGAAUUCACACAGGAGAGAAGCCGUUUGUAUGUUCCGAUUGUGGGAAAUGUUUUGGCCAUAAAUCGAGUCUUGUCAUACAUGAAAGAAGUCAUUCGGGGGAGAAGCCGUACACGUGUUCAGCAUGUGCAAAAUCUUUUGCUCAAAAGUCUGAUCUUGCUAGACACGAGUUAAGUCACACCGGAAUGAAGCCGUUUGCAUGUCUAGAAUGUGGGAAAUGUUUUUCGCAAAAGUCUGAUCUCCUUAGACAUGAGGUAGGUCACUCAGGAAAGAAGCCGUAUUCGUGUUUGGAAUGUGGGAAAAGUUUUACGUAUAAAUCGGAUCUUGUUAAACAUGCGAGGAGCCACACGGGAGAGAAGCCGUACCCAUGUGGGGAAUGCGGGAAAUGUUUUCCCCGUAGAUCAAGUCUAGUUAGACAUGAGAGAACACAUACAGGAGAGAAGCCGUAUUCAUGUUUAGAAUGUGGGAAAGGUUUUGUCACCGACGACAACCUAAAGCAGCAUGAGAUAACUCACACAGGAAAGAAGCCUCUAUGAUGAUCUGCGUGCGGGAAACGUUUUACAUGGAAAUUGGAUUUGGGAAUUCACAAAGAAACACCGACCCCGUUAAUAUACCUGAUGCUCCAGAAUAAUAUUGUGUAGAAUUAAUUACAGAUUUAUUAUGUUUAUACCGGGAAGAUUAGUUACCUGCCCCAUACCUGAUUAUUUUCAUUCUCAUACCCCAAAAGGGGGCGUGGCAUUGACUUGUCCAUGUUUAAAGGGGUACUCCUGUGAAAAAUAUAUAUAUUUUUUUUUCUUCAAUCAACUGGUGCCAGAAAGUUAAACAGAUUUGUAAAUUAUUUCUCUGUAAAAAUCUCAAUCCUUCCAGUACUUAUCAUCUGCUGUAUGCUCCACAGGAAGUUGUGUAGUUCUUUCCAGUCUGACCACAGCUCUCUCUGCUGACACCUCUGUCCAUGUCAGGAACUGUCCAGAGCAGCAUAUGUUUGCUAUGGGGAUUUGCUCCUGCUUUGGGCAGUUCCUGACAUGGACAGAGGUGUCAGCAGAGAGCACUGUGGUCAGACAGAAAAGAAAUUCAAACAGAAAAUAACUUCCUGUGGAGCAUACAGCAGCUGAUAAGUACUGGAAGAAUUAAGAUUUUUAAAUAGAAGAAAUUUACAAAUUUGUUUAACUUUCUGGCACCAGUUGAUUUAACAAAAAAAAAAAAAAAAAAAAGUUUUUCCACUGGAGUUCCCCUUUAAGCCACAUUUACAAUAAAAACUGGCGCAAACAAAAACACAUGGAACUGGUGUAAAAGUGGUGUUCAAGUGCGGUCCUGUUCAUAAUAUAAUGUCGUAAUGAAUAAAGUCUUCAGCGCCUUCUAUUAGUGUUACGUAGAUUUUCUCUCUUUUUCAUUCUUCUUCGCUUGAAUUCAGAAAUAUUAGUUUUUUGUUUUUUUUUACGUUUUUCACACACUUAUGCGGCUCUAACACUUUAUCAUCAUAUUUUAUAUUUCCCAUCUUUUCCAUUUCCUAUUUGUGUAACUUUAUACAGAACUCUGUAUCUCCGCCCAUUUUAUGACAUCAUAUAUAAUUCACAUAUAGUACAAUACUUCAGGCGCCCCCUGUAGGCCCUUUUGGGUCUCACACAUUCAGAAUAUCACAAUGUAAUUUUAUUUUUAUUUUUUUUAUUUUACAUUUAAAAACCUUUUUGGCGAUUUUAUUUUAAUUGAAUUUUUUUUUCUUCUAUCUUGUUUUAUUUUAUUUGGUAUCUGUUGUAACUUUAGAAUAAAUAGAUACCGGGGGAGAUCUGGCCCGCGGACGCCCCAUUCGGGGUUCACAGUCCUUUUUACGGUACAUAAUGCGGCCGUCUCCUCUUUCGAGUAUAGAGGCUGUCUCUUUACUUACUGACUUAUAGUCUAGUUCGGUUUAUUGUCGGGGGGGG
Messenger RNA from Hyla sarda, 2758 nucleotides. Its product is annotated as zinc finger protein 501-like. Gene Ontology annotation, molecular function: DNA-binding transcription factor activity, RNA polymerase II-specific; RNA polymerase II cis-regulatory region sequence-specific DNA binding. Gene Ontology annotation, biological process: regulation of transcription by RNA polymerase II. The coding region runs from base 179 to 1375 and encodes 398 amino acids. NCBI's taxonomy places the organism in Eukaryota, Metazoa, Chordata, Amphibia, Anura, Hylidae. The record is from RefSeq and is a predicted model, not a curated record. The transcript is spliced from 5 exons.